Saprolegnia parasitica CBS 223.65 is the source of this 1002-nucleotide messenger RNA. RefSeq lists its product as hypothetical. NCBI's taxonomy places the organism in Eukaryota, Oomycota, Saprolegniomycetes, Saprolegniales, Saprolegniaceae. The record is from RefSeq and is a predicted model, not a curated record. The transcript has a single exon. The coding region runs from base 38 to 979 and encodes 313 amino acids.
CACUGGAGGCAUUUCUCGUCUUCCGCCCGACAUCGACAUGCGCGCGAUCGCUGCUGCUGCUGCCGUUGGCCUCGCCGCCGUCAUGGCUGCGCCUGCCGACCUUGGGCUUGGGGCGCCCGUAUUGCCGCAAGUGCUUUCAACGCUGCUGGACGCCUACAAGCCGCUUCUGGCCAACUACACGGCGGCGCAACUGCCGGCGACGAUUGGCAACUGCGGCGCGGCAAACCCACCGACGCCGUGCAUGGACUCUGGUAGCAAUCUGUACGAAGACACGUCGUCGGAUUGGUACAAGGUUACCGCACGCUGGAUGUCGGGCAUCAACACGAUGAGCUUGACAAGCCUCGCCAUGUCGUUCGACGACGCUGGCGCGUUGGCCCUCAACGUCGUUGUCAACUUCAAGGAGCUGCCCAUGAGCCUUCGCGUCGAGGGCUGCCUCUUCAAUGCGUGCGCCAUGGUGCUCGACAACACCAAGUACUGUUGCGGCAGCGACAAGACGGUCACGAUGACAGCGUCGGCGACAUGCAACGAAACGUUUCCGUUCGUGCGCGACGUCGUCUUUUCCGACGCGCAGAUCACGCCGCCGAUGACGGUCCAAGUCACCGUCGCGGGCAAGGCGAUCAAGCUCAAGGAUAUCACGACGGCCGCGCAGGAUGGUAUCAAGACCGUCGCGGGCUCGUUCCUGCAAACCAAAGGCAUUGAUCUGUUGAACAGCCAGAUCAAGGACCUCUUUGGCAACAAGGUCUACUGUUCCCAAGCCUCCAAGGACAGACAGACACCAGCGCCGACGACGACACCUCCCCCCACGACGGCACGGCCCACGGUCGCACCGACUACCGUGACAGUGGGCAGUCAAGCAGGCCCCAGCGCCAAGUCGAGCGCGCCCACAACGCAGCCGUCAAGUGCCCUCGCGUCGUUGCACUAUACCAGCACGGUGCCCAUGCUCCUAAGCUUUCUCGUUGUUUGCAUACUGCAUGCAUAAUCGCAACGAUAACAGAGUAUUUU